Messenger RNA from Styela clava, 5526 nucleotides. Its product is annotated as crk-like protein. Gene Ontology annotation, biological process: enzyme-linked receptor protein signaling pathway; cell migration. Gene Ontology annotation, molecular function: signaling adaptor activity; receptor tyrosine kinase binding. The record is from RefSeq and is a predicted model, not a curated record. Lineage: Eukaryota; Metazoa; Chordata; Ascidiacea; Stolidobranchia; Styelidae. Gene Ontology annotation, cellular component: cytoplasm.
UGGGAAGUUGAAAAUAAUUAACUGACAGUUGUUAUAUUUCUUUUAAGUUUUUGUGGUGUUUAGUCAGUCAUUAUAAUGGCUGCUGCUUCAUUUAAUUCAUCUGAUCGUGCAUCAUGGUACUGCGGAAAAUUGAGUCGCCAAGAUACACAAAAAAGAUUACAAGGAAAAACACACGGCACAUUCCUUGUAAGAGACAGUAAUACAUGCAUUGGUGACUAUGUCUUGUCUGUUAGUGAAAAUAGCAAAGUGAGCCACUACAUUAUAAACCAAGUGAACGGAAGGCUUAAAAUAGGCGAACAAGAUUUUGGAGAUCUACCAGAACUUUUAGAAUUUUACAAAGUUCAUUAUUUGGAUACGACUACGCUAAUACAACCAUCCAUAGCAGAACAAGAAGAGCAGCAGUCUGUCGUGGAUGGACCUUCGCAAAAUGGUGGAGUACAAAACUUACAGAAAGAGUUGAAUGAAAAUGUUGUUGCUUUAUUUGAUUUUAAAAGUGAUGAUGGCGAAGACCUACCAUUUGUCAAAGGGGAAGUAUUAGAAAUUAUUGGAAAACCAGAAGAAAACUGGUGGACUGCCAGGAACACAAAGGGACAGACAGGCCAAAUUCCAGUACCAUAUGUCAAACAAUUUGUUCCUAAUCCAAGUAACAGAAAAUCAAUGCCAGCAUAUCAACAACCUGGACUAGCUCAGCUAAACAGACAUUCAAUGCCUGAUGUAACAAAAACAGCAGUCUAUGCUCGAGCGAAAAUGAAGAGAGUGCCGAAUGCAUAUGACCCAUCUUCACUAGCUUUCGAAGUUGGGGACAUGAUACUGGUUACAAAGAUGAAUAAAAAUGGUCAGUGGGAAGGCAGGGUUGGAAAUCGUUCUGGGACGUUUCCUUUCACACACGUAGAUCUGAUUGAUAAUACCGGGAACUAAAAAAUAACAAGAAAAUUGGUGAAAAUAAAAACAACAAGAAACAUAUAACAACUGUUGUAGGCCGAGGCAAUGCUGCACCUCCCAGUUGUACGCUCAAUGCUAAAGUAGGCGUGUUGUCGGUCGGUGAUCCUGUGGACUAAACUGCUCUCCGUAUAGACAGCAUGGAGCAGGCCAAAAACACCUAAGAUGUAUCUGCCAAUAUCACGCCUCUAGCUUUUAUUUUUUAUUUAAAAAUAAUCAAAUGACUGAAUAUUGUUGAUUGGUUUAUGCAGAGUAAUCUUACUAUGAAAUAUCAAUUUAUUUCCAACUGAGGGCCAAGCAUGAAAUAUUGUUUCUUUGUUUAAAGAUGCUUUCGAAUCUUAGGUGGGGAUGUCCAUUUCUAAAUAUUCUAAUUAUUUUUAAAUUUUUAUUAUUUUGGACAAUCAAACUGAUUUAUUGUUGAUCCAAAUAUAACUACGUCUCCUUCAAUAAACCAGCGUGGAUAGAAAGUCGACAAAAUAUUUUUAGAAGUUUUUUUGAUACAUCAGAAUUCCAAUCAAUUCUUUACACUAAUUCUUGUCAUUUUCGAAGAUACUAUAUAUAGCUGGCAACGAGUCAAAAUAUUAACUCAAUGAAUUUAGUUGCUUGACUAUUCAUAUUAGAAUGCAGUAUUCUUUUACUGUCCGCUGUUCACUCUUGUGUAAAGAUCAUUAAGAGAAUCCUCUCAAACGCGAUUAUUUAACUUUUUUUUCUCAUGGACACAGUAAUUGGUGAUCAUUUUGUUUAAACAUACUUCAAGAAGCAAUUUAAUUUGGUACUUCUGGAGGCACUAUAGUACUAGAUAGUACCUGACCUGAGUAUAUUUGGAAUCUUGUCUCCUGUUCUGUUUUUUUUUCUUUGUUUAUGAGGAAAUAUUCAUAAACAAAUAAAGAAUUGGUUUGUGAAUGCUUUUCCCAAAUCAUUAUGUCAUACUAUUGCAAAUAAAUAUUUUUUUCACUAAACCUUCAAAAAUAGUCUUGACAAGUGAUCCAUCUACUAAUAUGCUAUAUAUACUUGAAAAAUGCAUUAAAUUAUUGCACUUCUUAAAUUUUCAUUAUCGUGUAUUCUGCACAACAAUGAUAUGGUCUAGUAGACAUAAUUUUGCCAGCUAUAUGAUCAACAUAUAUGUCCUCAGAUACUAAGUGUUAUUGAUUGAUAUUUUGUGGUCAACUCAUACGCGUAGUUUUGUAUAUAAAGCAUUCCUUUCCUGAAUCUAUUAUAGUAGGCAUUUGACAUUUCAAAAUGAAUUAUUUUGGUUUAUUUAAGGUUGAAAUGAACAUGGUUAAGUUAUUUGCAUGAGUUUCAUUCAUGGAAAAAUAUGAUGCCAAUUCGAACUAAUGCUUUUGAAAAUAUUUUUUUUCUUCUUCAAAUUGUAAUAUUGCGUUGAAUUUUUUCUAUAAAAUCUGCUUAUUCUGCGUUGAAUUUGACAUGGCAAAGUUUGACAUAAUUUAAUAUUUUUUUGACAUUGGUCAUUCAACUUUUACAAAAAUAAAAAUCAUAAAGAGUUGCGACUCGCGAGACAUAAUAUCCAAAUUACCAGAUUAUCGAGAUAUCGGCAUCCCAAAAUGGCGUACCUUGAUCUUCCAUCUUAAAAUUGUAAACUUCCUGCAAAUAUUCAAAAUCCUCACUUGAAAUAUUUAUAUCUUUGAUUCAAAUAUAUAUCAUAGCAAAAUUGAAAACCGAGCGAUCGUAUACAAGACAUUCCAUAAUACUCUUGAAUUUGCUCAAUGAAAAGCUUGUCACAUCGAUUGCUUACAUAUCAAAAAUAUUCGAAGAAUGUAAUCUCGCUAUGAAAUGUUAAGUCAACACACAAGAGUUAGGUUUGGUUGAAAUUUAUUGGCUGGUCUGUAAACUACUCCAUGUCAACUAUGUACAUACAGUGAAUUAUUUGUCGUUUAGACAAAGUGAACAACUGUGUUUGUUAAAAAGAGAUGUGUUUCUUAUACGGACAUGUAGAAAGUAAGAUCACUGACUGUGUUCUGCUUAAAGAAAUAUAUAUUUGUUUUAUAGUAUCUUUUAUAAAUUGAAAUUUAUUUUCUGAUCAUGUUACAACUCCAAAAAUACUCACUACAUUAAAAAUGAAUUGACAUUACGCAAUUUUUUUAUUCAACUAUUGAGACCUAUUAUUAUACCUUUAGUUAUUUUUCAACUAAAUUAAAAUUCAAAUAAUACAAAAAUACUAAUUAUUUGAAGAGAUUUUAAUUUAUGUUUCUGAUCAGGUUUUUAUGAAUAUACGUAAGCUUGAAACACAUAACUUCAAAUUCCUUAAUAUUCACUCAGUUGUCUUAAAGAAUUACAUACUAUGGUUGUAAAGUUUGUUUUUGAAACUGAUUUGUUACAUACUUUAUCAAUCUCGUUAGUUGAUUUUUCCCAAAACCUAAUCGAUUGCGUGAAGUCCAUCAAAUUUAUUGUAUUUUGAUUGGCCACGCUUGAAUUGCUACUGGUUCCUUGUCUUUAUUUUGCACAGACAAUUAAUGGACAUCCCUACCCCAAGGCAGCAAAUUGUUUUUAUUUAUUAUAUGGUGAUAAUUACGGUAAAUACUAAUUUAAUUUCAUGAUUUUCUCCUAACUUCAUCUUUUUCUAUCAACAGUAUAUUUCAACUAUCAUGGAAUAAUCAAUUAAAAUUGAUAUUCAGAUCAAUUAAGAUUUAUUUUUUCGCCAAUGAAUUAAAUUACGUCCAUCUUUUUCUUGGUUUAGUUUUGUGUGGACCAAAUGUGAAUCAUGUGAAAUUCUAUUUUUGACUUGAUUUUUACAUACUUCAUACUUGGCCGACAAUAACCUAUGUUUCCAAGUGCGAAAUUAUGUUUACUUAAUUCUGAACUAAUCAUUAUCCUAUAUAUUUUGCAAUUUUAUUCUUAUUAUCGAUAACUUUUUGAUUCUUAUUUCAUACCAAUAAAUGUUAUUAUAUUACCUUGCACUAAUUCCUGUAGGUCUCAAAUGUUCCUUGUUAAUGUGAAAAUUGGAUUGAAUUAAUCAAAAAUUUUGGAACAUACAUACUGUAAACAGACAUGGAAUCAGGACUGGGGGACUCAUUUCAAAUCAUAAUAGCUGCGCUCCAGAGCCUAACUUUUUCACUUUGUACCAUGAAAUAUUAGCUGAAAUAAGGUUUUGUGAAAGUGGGUUUAAGCAACCAUGAUAUAAGUGUCACACAUUCUAAAAUUCAACUUGAAAAUAUAAGCUGAACGGGAUCAAUUUACUUGAACUGGAGCUACUUCACCUCCAUCUCUAAAUGCUCCAGCCCCAACAAAUCACCACAGCUCCGGCUCCCCAGCCCUGCAUGUAGGUUACAACAUAAACUUACCAGUUUCAUAAACCUGUAUUCAUGGAGAUAAAAAUAUUCAAUAUGUCUAUUUUGCUUACAUCCUGCCUCAUGGUUGUAUUUUUAUUAUAUUAUGAUCUAAUAUCAGUGCUUUUGCUAUAUUCAAUUUUGAAAUCUAUAUGUGGGUUAUACUUUGAUAACAGUAUGAGGUAAUGUCUAUCUCACCUUGACAAAAGAUUUUGAAAUCAUCAUUUUUCAUAUUGAAAUAGUGAUUUUCAGUUCGCUCAAUCUUUCUGAAACUGGGAAGAGAAGGGUUGAAUGGAUUUUAAGGCUGAUCAAUUUGUAUGCUUAUAUAAGAAACCAAUCUGAAUUAUGCCAGAAAAUCUGUUUUCAUUGUUUUUAGUAAAUUAAAUUCACUAGCGAAGUAAAAUGCAUCUGUUUGUAACAGCACAUUUAUUUGUUCAAUACUCACUAUUAUGAUUUGAUGUUACCAAAGUGCCUCUUAUGAAAUAAAUGUGUUGGACUUUGAACUUUCAAGGAAGUAGGAAGUGAAUUUCAUUCUGUGUUCAUUCACAAAAUCAUUUCUGUAAGAAGUUUCUGCACAUACACAUGUGGACUAAAGGUUGUGCAUUCGAAGCUUAUCUUUGUCUUCGUGUGAAUACUUGUAAAUAAUGAUAAUAUUAAAUAUUUUCUUUCCUUUUAAUCUGCUUAAUAUUAUUUUUGCCUUGUUUAAUACUAUUUUAUCAAAUUCUCUUGAUGUCUUUUUAUUUGAUCCUAACACAUAGUAAUCAAUGAUUUCACGAAGUAAUUACCAUACUAUUUUUCGAUUCAUGUCACCUUGUUUGUUGCAAUUCCAUAGGUAAUCCGUAUUGAAGUAUUUUCAGCACAUUUUAGUAUGCAUUGCCAACAGAGGCACAGAGCUUUGGUCUUCACCAGACUCUGAGAGUAUAAAAUGAUGACUCUAGCUCCAAUAUUAAUUGAAUAAUGCCAGAGUACAAUUAGAGCCUAUCGGAACAAAUUAUGUAAGUACCACGGUUAAUGAGGUUUACAAUGUUCUCCAAGACAGCUCAUGUCUAAUUGCUGCUUAAUUUUCAUAUACUAUGAAAACUCUGUCUAGCUUUAGCAUUUCACUUAUCAUCCCGUGGUCUAUCAUAACUUCAUAUCAUAACUACUUCCAUUCCACUGACAAUCGCACACUUGCGUCGUGUGAACUGACCAUUUGCUCGUCAGAUAAUUAUUGUGAUAUCGAAUGCAAUAUCAUGUCCAGUAUUCGAGUGCACAAGUUUUUGGGACUGUUUUAAAAGAUGUCAAAUAUAAUGUUUUUUGCUUA